CACGUGUCUCACCCUCUUCGGACUCGCCAGAGACGUAGAACUUCCCGACACCUCCUCCUUCAAAUCAAAUACCAUCUCCUCCCCACACUCGCCCCUCCCGUACUCUUCUGUCCCAAUCCAAAUACCAGCCAACCUACGACUCGUCCCCCGAAAUCUCCAUCCCAAAACCAAAGCUCUGAUAGAUUCUAUUCCUCAAAGGAGGAGGAGGAGAGGAGAGAGAGAGAGAGCAAUUGGAGAGAGCCAAGAGAGGGAGGUGGUGAUCGUAGAAAGCUUCUCCGUCCACCGGGCGAUCAAACGCCGGGCGCCGUAAAUGUCUACAGGUUUGCUGGAGCCACGCGCUGCAACGUUGGCGUCUCCGAUCGUUCCACGUUUGGCUCCUGCGGCGGCGUCCUCCUUCCUGACGUCUCUCUCCUUCCCCUCGCCAGAAUCCGACGGGCCUCCAUAAACACAAAGAGGUCGGAAACUUUACAAACCACUGGUUAUCAUCACAGAGCGGAUAAUAGGAACAAGGAGGAGGACAAGAAGAAAAGCCAGAGAGAAGUGUUAUACUACUAAAACAGCUAGCUCGACAUAUUUGGAGGCCUUCUUCAUGGAUUGGAGGAGAGCCCACUUGAGGUUCAGCACUUAUGGAGACAAUGGCUGCUUCAGAGUUUGGGAGCAUUCCUUCAAAGGUGGAAGAAGCUGCCAACAACUCUAAAAAGAAUGAAGAUAAGAUGAUCUCUCCCAUAACUGAAGAUGGCUCUGUGGAUCGAAGGGGGAACCCUGCUGUCAAAGCAAGAACAGGAAGGUGGAAAUCAGCAAUUCUUUUGCUAGUGAAUUACGGGCUUGCAACACUAGCAUUCUUUGGAGUUGGCGUGAAUCUGGUUCUGUUCUUAACAAGGGUACUGAAGCAAGAGAAUGCUGAUGCAGCAAAUAAUGUCAGCAAAUGGACAGGCACUGUUUACAUAUUCUCACUCAUAGGGGCAUUCCUAAGCGAUUCUUAUUGGGGGCGGUACUUAACCUGUGCAAUAUUUCAGUUGAUCUAUGUGGUGGGUUUAAUGCUUUUAUCAUUUACAUCAUGGUUCUUGUUGGUGAAGCCAUCCGGAUGUGGAGAUGGAGAACUAGAAUGCAAGCCCCCAACAACGAUUGGAACUGCCAUUUUUUAUUUAUCAAUCUACUUGAUCGCCUUUGGAAAUGGUGGGUACCAACCCAGUAUUGCUACUUUUGGAUCAGACCAAUUUGAUGAAAUGGACCCUUAUGAAAGGCACUCCAAAAUAGCUUUCUUUAGCUACUUUUAUCUGGCUCUUAAUGUUGGCUCUCUCUUCUCCAACACUGUCUUGGUGUACUAUGAGGAUUCGGGUAAGUGGGUGAUUGGGUUCUGGACUUCAGCUGGUUCGGCUGCGCUAGCCCUUUUGCUCUUCCUGCUAGGUACUCCAAGUUACAGGCACUUCAAGCCAUCUGGCAAUCCAUUGACAAGGAUAGCUCAGGUCUUUUUUGCUGCUUUUAGAAAAUGGGAGGUUGAGGUCCCUGGCAAUGAAGUAAUGCUCUAUGAAGUGGAGGGAAAGGAGUCUACAAUUGCUGGGAGUAGGAAGAUCUGCCAUAGCAAUGAGUUUAGGUUUUUGGACAAAGCUGCAACCCUUACUGCUGAUGACUAUUGUAUGCAAGCAAAGACGAAAAAUCCAUGGAAGCUGUGCACAGUGACUCAGGUGGAAGAGGUGAAGUGUGUGCUAAAAAUGCUCCCCAUAUGGCUCUGCACCAUCAUUUACUCUGUGGUCUUCACCCAAAUGGCCUCUUUAUUUGUUGAGCAAGGAGCUUCCAUGAACACCAACAUCGGAACUUUCCACAUCCCACCUGCAAGCAUGUCUGUGUUUGAUAUCCUGAGUGUUCUCUUCUUCAUUGUUAUAUAUCGCCGGGUCCUUAUACCAGUUAUGUCCAGACUCUCCCAGAACCCCAAGGGGCUUACCGAGCUCCAACGCAUGGGGGUGGGCCUGGUGAUUGGGAUGCUGGCCAUGGUGGCUGCAGGAGUAGUAGAAGUCGAGAGGCUUAAAAGAGUCGAAGUGCCCGAUGAACCAAGCUCACUCAGCAUCUUGUGCCAAAUCCCUCAGUAUGCAUUUAUUGGAGCAUCGGAGGUCUUCAUGUAUGUUGGGCAGCUGGAAUUUUUCAAUGGGCAGGCCCCGGACGGCAUCAAGAGUUUUGGGAGCUCCCUCUGCAUGGCUUCCAUUUCUCUUGGAAAUUAUGUCAGCAUCAUGAUUGUUAACAUUGUUACAGCUGUGACUUCUAGGGACAAGAAUCCUGGUUGGAUCCCAGGAAACCUCAAUCGGGGGCAUCUUGAGAGGUUCUACUUCCUGCUUGCCACACUAACAGUGGUAGAUUUCAUUGUGUACUUAGUGUGUGCUAGGUGGUACAAGUGCAUCAAGCUUGAGACCAAUGAUGAAGAAGAAGAGAUGAUUGUGAAGGUCUAGAGACUAAAAUAAGGACCCCUUUUGGGCCUAUUUUUAUAUCAGAUUGGUUCUUCUAAUUAAUGCUUAAUAAGUUGGUGCAUUAGAUGUUUUAGUUUCUUUCAGAAUAAUUAAGAAAAAUGAGCUCUUUGAUGCUCUUUCAGUCUGCCUUUUGUGCUUGCUGUUAUAUGGGAAACUCAGGUAGCUUGAAUAAAUUGGACGAUCUUCUGGCAUGCACUGUUUUUAUGUGCAA
Messenger RNA from Elaeis guineensis (African oil palm), 2670 nucleotides. Its product is annotated as protein NRT1/ PTR FAMILY 7.2. Gene Ontology annotation, biological process: transmembrane transport. The record is from RefSeq and is a predicted model, not a curated record. Gene Ontology annotation, cellular component: membrane. NCBI's taxonomy places the organism in Eukaryota, Viridiplantae, Streptophyta, Magnoliopsida, Arecales, Arecaceae. Gene Ontology annotation, molecular function: transmembrane transporter activity.